CAUUCCCAGAUUAACUGCCCGCAAACAAACAAGCUUCACCUGUCUACCUGUGCCAAUACUAUUUGUGCCGCCCGAGUGUGAAUAUCAGCUCCAGCUGUCUAUCAAAAUCUUCGGUUACUCACAGUACAGCGAGUGCAAAUCAAUGUGGGAUACAGUUUUCCAAAUAUCAAAAGUUGCAGCAUCCUCCUCUCGAUCAAACAAACAGUAAAGAACACAAAGUCAAGUGUAUUGAAUUUCACCGAUGCGCAAUGAUUUACGCAAAUUCUGACGUACUGCUAACCGGUUACCUCACGCUGGUGCUUGUUUGUCUGGCUGCAUUCUUUGUCUGGUUCAUGUCAACGUCGGGAACACGAUACUGGCAGUUCGCUGGCGGAGUGCCGUACGUUGCGGGGUGGCCCUUGGUGGGAAAUUUCCUCGAUGCGUUUCUGUUCCGGAAGAGCACGUUCGAGCUGAUGGACGGCCUGUACCGAAAUCCCAAGGUCGAUGGAGGCAAGCUGUUUGGGGUGAGCAUACUGAUGCAGCCAGCACUGGUGCUUCGAGAUCCGGAACUGGUCAAGCAGAUGCUCAUCAAGGAUGCGACUUAUUUUAGCAAUCGAUAUAUGUGUACCGACCGACUGCAUGACACCAUUGGGUACUACAACCUCCUAAUGAUAAGAAAUCCCCACUGGAAACAGUUGCGGGCUUUCCUGACACCAUCGCUCAGUUUGAACAAGAUCAAACGAAUGUACAGCCUCGUUGACCAGAUUGGUAAGAAUAUGUUAGCAACUUUGGAUGGCGUACCCCAGAAACCGUCACAUCUACGAGAAACGGAAUUUAAGGAACUUUGUGCUCGUUUCACGACCGACGUGAUUGCAAGCACAUUUUUUGGAAUUCAAGCAAACUGUCUGAAUGAUGAGGACUCCGAGUUUCGUUACUAUGGGCGGAAGAUAUUCGAGUAUGGACCCAAGCGAGCCCUUAAUAUGGCGGCGUUUUUCUUCAUGCCAGAGCUGGUGCCGUAUCUGGGCUUCAAAUUGUUUCCCAGGGAUACGGAACAUUUUUUGAAGACGAUCAUCGAGCAAGAAAUCGGAAGAAGGGAAACGAGUGGUGAAAAUCGGGGCGAUUUCAUUGACUCGAUGAUUGCGUUGAAGAAUAAUGGGGCGACGAUUGGAGUGGAGGAGAAAAUACCACUCGAAGGCGACAUUUUAGUCGCACAAGCAGCCACCUUUUACAUGGCUAGUUUCGAAACAACAUCCUCAGUGUUGUCCUUCACACUGUAUGAAUUGACUAAAAAUCCGGAAAUACAGCAACGAUUGCGCGACGAGAUUACUUCAUGCAUCCACACAUACGGCCACGACCUCCCGUAUGAAUGUCUGGUCAACGAGAUGCCAUACCUGGGUAUGGUCAUCUCGGAGGCAGCGCGUCUGUAUCCUGUGCUGCCCUUUAUCGAGCGACAGUGCUCUUUACCGGAGGGCGCUACCGGGUAUAAACUGGAACCGUUCCACAGCUUUGUCGUUCCGAAUAAGAUGCCCAUUUUGGUGCCCAUAUACGCUAUCCAUCGGGAUCCAAAGUACUUCCCGGAUCCACUUCGCUUCAAUCCGGAACGAUUCUCGAAAGAAAACAUAGGCAACAUCGUUCCAUGUAGCUACAUGCCGUUCGGAGUAGGUCCCCGAACAUGCUUGGGAUCGCACUUUGGUACACUUCAAAUAAAAGUUGCUAUUGUGCGACUACUUUCCAAAUACAAGAUCAUUCGUUCGGAAUCUACUCCAGAAAGCCUAACGUACCGAAAGAAUGCAUUCACUUUGCACUCGAAUGAAGGAUUAUACGCCGAUCUGGAACUGGACGAAUUGUGCUGA
Molecule: messenger RNA, 1832 nt
Organism: Armigeres subalbatus
Lineage: Eukaryota; Metazoa; Arthropoda; Insecta; Diptera; Culicidae
Product: cytochrome P450 6g1-like
Exons: 6
Coding region: 249-1832 (527 amino acids)
Molecular function (GO): heme binding; iron ion binding; oxidoreductase activity, acting on paired donors, with incorporation or reduction of molecular oxygen
Source: RefSeq, a predicted model, not a curated record